This is a messenger RNA of Capronia coronata CBS 617.96, 939 nucleotides long. RefSeq names its product pantoate-beta-alanine ligase. Bases 1 to 939 code for a protein of 312 amino acids. Gene Ontology annotation, biological process: pantothenate biosynthetic process. NCBI's taxonomy places the organism in Eukaryota, Fungi, Ascomycota, Eurotiomycetes, Chaetothyriales, Herpotrichiellaceae. The record is from RefSeq and is a predicted model, not a curated record. Gene Ontology annotation, molecular function: pantoate-beta-alanine ligase activity. The transcript has a single exon.
AUGGGGGCGUUGCACGACGGCCACCUGUCGUUGAUCAGACAUGCCUUACAGGAGAACAAUGAGGUGUUCGUUUCCAUCUUUGUCAACCCGACACAAUUCGCCGUCCAUGAAGAUCUGGACGCCUACCCCAGGACCUGGGAGGAGGACAUGAGGAAGCUGCAACAAGUACAAGAAGAACAUGCCGCUUCGACGGGUCCCAACAAAGACUCGGUCAUUCGAGGCGUGUUUGCUCCCACCGUCAAGGUCAUGUACCCGACUCUACCACCCACCUCCGACAUUGCAGGCGACGGCUCCUUUGUCACCAUUACGCCGUUGGGUUCGCAAUUGGAGGGCGCAUCUCGGCCCAUAUUCUUCCGAGGCGUGGCGACUGUAUGCAUGAAGCUGUUCAACAUUAUUCAACCCAACCGUGUCUACUUCGGCCAGAAGGAUAUCCAGCAAUGUGUUGUGAUCAAGCGGAUGGUCAAAGACUUCCACAUUCCCACGGAAGUGCGGGUUAUUCCGACUACGCGAGAGUCCGACGGGCUGGCGAUGAGUAGUCGAAACGUUUACCUGGGGGAGAGACGGAGGAAAGAUGCUGUCGUACUUUCCAAAGCUCUAUUUGCCGCUCGGGAUCUGUACAACUCCGGCGAAUUACUGGGGAAGCACAUUAGGCAAGCUGCCUAUGACAUUUUUAGCGAGGAAGCAUUGGCCAAAAGGAAAGAUGGUAAGCUGGGUGGAAGCGGCCGAAUUGAGAUCGAUUAUAUUGCAUUGAGCGACCCGGACGACAUGAGGAUGAUUAAAGAUUUUCAGAAAGUCGACCCCGGCCGUGGCGCGAUUUUGAGUGCUGCCAUCAUCGUCUGGCCCGUCGAUUCGCCUAAAGGCGACGAUGAACUGGACCAGCGCAGCGUGAGACUUAUCGACAACGUCAUUCUUGAACCAUUAAAAAAAAGUUUCCAAUGA